Molecule: messenger RNA, 246 nt
Organism: Trichoderma breve
Lineage: Eukaryota; Fungi; Ascomycota; Sordariomycetes; Hypocreales; Hypocreaceae
Exons: 1
Coding region: 1-246 (81 amino acids)
Source: RefSeq, a predicted model, not a curated record
AUGCGCGUUUCCAUCAUCUCUACCCUUACGAUGCUUGGGCUCUCUGCCCUUGCUAUUGCGGCGCCUUCUCCUGUCGAUAACCUUGAGGCUAGGGCGGGACGUGGUCGUUGUCAGUGUCAGACUAUCUGCCAUACCGUCCCUGGUGGUAUGGGCGCCGGCGGUACCUGGUGCGAUUGCACCUACAACGGCAGCAUUAGCGGAUGCACCAAGGAUAACAGUGAGUUGUAUCUUGUCCAGUCCUCUUAG